AUGUCGCUCGCGGAGGAACUUAUGGCCGAUUUCGAAGAAGAUGAAGCGGACGAACUGGAACAAGCUAUGGAGGCUAUAAAGGGUGAAGACGACAUUGAAGAGGCAACUGAAGUCGCAGCUGGGAAAAGCGACUAUAAUUCUGUGUAUGAUGUGGCCAAGAUAACAUUAACGGACGAGUAUCGCGAAUUAAUGGCAUCUCUUCAUGCUGAACUAGAAAGAACGGACGAAGUUCGCGUAACUGCUCCCCUUGAAGCUGAUCCGCAGUACAAAUUGAUUGUGAAACUCUCACAUGUUAGUAUUAUCUUUCCUUUUUACUGA
Molecule: messenger RNA, 318 nt
Organism: Cooperia oncophora
Lineage: Eukaryota; Metazoa; Nematoda; Chromadorea; Rhabditida; Trichostrongylidae
Source: the annotation of a GenBank genome assembly